AUGAACCUCAGUGAGGUGGAGGUGGGCUCCCACACCCUUAGGAAGCCCAUGGACUUGUCCUGGAAAGGCAGCAACAGCCCCGAAGGCGCGUGGGAACCGCUGUGGAGCGAUCUGCCGCCCUGUGACGAAAGUCAGUGCUCCGUGUUCCCCCUGAGGGCUUUGGUGCCGGUAACCGCCUCUCUGGGUGUGAGUGGCAACGUCGUGGUGAUCGUGCUGCUAAUUGGGCGCUCGGACAUGGGGACCACCACCAGCCUAUACCCAGGCAGCAUGGCAGUGUCCCAUCUGCUCAUUCUGUUGGGACUCCCGUUCAACCUGUACCGCCUGUGGGCUCGGCCGCUUCUCUGCUGCCCAUCUCUUUAUCUGGGCGAGGGCUGCACCUAUGCCACGCGGCUGUACUUGAGGGCAAUCUGCAGCGCGCUGCAAGGGCAGGCCCUUGUCACCAGGCGCCUCGUCCGCGCGCUCGUCGCCACACUCUGGAUUGUGGCGCUGCUCUCUGGUGGGCCCUUCUUUCUGGUGGGCGUCCAGCAAGAUGUUUCCCCAGUUUUCUCCUCUGACCUGGUCCUGAACCACACCUGGCAGGUCAACCCCUCAAUCUUGGUCCCUCCGCCGCCCGUUGGGUCCUCUAGGACACCAGUGCUGUCUCCGUCGUCUGGAACUGAAGCUGUGGAGGCUGCCGCACUGUUCACCCGGGCGUGCCGGCCGAAACCCACGCAGCUCGAGGCCCUGAGGAUCAUGCUGUGAGUCACCACCUCCUACUUCUUCCUGCCCUUGUACUGGCUCAUCAGGGGCGAGCCGGAAGAGCCAGGGUCUGGCUGGACUACAGGGCGGAGGGAAAGGAGCCACCGGCAGACAGUCCGUGUCCUAAUGGUGGUGGUUCUGCCGCUCAUAGUUUGCUGGUUGCCUUUUAUGCUGGCAGAAGCACUUAAGUAACACACUGAAGAUUACCGGAUGGUGUAUGCCUCUCCAUACUUUAAUAUUGUCGCUCUGCAACUUUUCUAUCUGAUUGCAUCCAUCAACCCCAUCCUCUACAACCUUGUUUCCAUGAAGUACAGAGCAGCUGUCUGGAAACUGCUUCUGUCAAAGCAGUCGCUCCAGGCUCGAGGGUUUCGGUAGAGACAGCUGAGGGAAUCCCAAAGGCACUUGCUAGAUCCACAGAGAGGAUGCCCUAACCAGCCUGCAAAGGCGGGUUGGGGAUUUCAGGUCUAUAGAGAAAA
Acomys russatus (golden spiny mouse) is the source of this 1214-nucleotide messenger RNA. It is a transcript of the gene Mlnr, whose product is annotated as motilin receptor. Gene Ontology annotation, molecular function: G protein-coupled peptide receptor activity. Gene Ontology annotation, cellular component: plasma membrane. The record is from RefSeq and is a predicted model, not a curated record. Lineage: Eukaryota; Metazoa; Chordata; Mammalia; Rodentia; Muridae. Gene Ontology annotation, biological process: G protein-coupled receptor signaling pathway.